This is a messenger RNA of Aspergillus steynii IBT 23096, 1390 nucleotides long. RefSeq names its product O-methyltransferase hasC (gene hasC). Bases 1 to 1296 code for a protein of 431 amino acids. The record is from RefSeq and is a predicted model, not a curated record. Gene Ontology annotation, molecular function: O-methyltransferase activity. The transcript has 2 exons. NCBI's taxonomy places the organism in Eukaryota, Fungi, Ascomycota, Eurotiomycetes, Eurotiales, Aspergillaceae.
AUGGAAAACGAACUCGAUCAUCUCAGCUGGAACAUCAAGCAUGCCUUGUCGCAGCUUGAGGGACCCUUGUCGCAAGAGCUCGACGCAUGCCUCGAAGUCUCCCCGACAUCCAUGAGCACGUCCAGCGCGGUUUAUCGGAAGCUCUUGGACACGGUGCAAGUGUUGGACAAGCUUCUUGUCACUUUGACCCCACCUCAUAUGUCACUAGUAGAUGGUGUAUUUGCCUUCACGAACAGCAAAGUCUUGCUGUGCGCAUCGGAGUAUGCACUGGCCGACCAUGUCCAGAGGCUCCAGCCCUGCAGCAUUUCCGAGCUAGCUAAAUCCGCCGGUCUUCAUGAGCAAGGUCUCUUCCAAAUCAUCCGUUACCUUCGGGAAAUGGGAUACUUCCACCAGGACCCGAAAACCGGCAAGCUGUCCAACAACAGGCUCUCAGACCUCCUUCGCAAAGAUCACUGGGCCACCUGGCUCAACUGGGUCGACUUCUUCCCCCGGGAAUAUUAUGACCUUAUCUCGCAUCUGCCCGACCAGCUCAAGAGCGAUCAGCCCAAAACCGCCACAGAGCUAUUCUAUAACACCGACAAGCCCAUCUACCAGUACCUGGCCGAAACCGGACGAAUCGCCGGCUUCCACAAAGUCACUGGCACCGGAAGCGUAGUCGAGGCCCCAGGGCUGCUGGCCGACUAUCCCUGGCACGAAGUCAAAUCUGAAACAGUCAUUGACAUUGGCGCGGGUGUCGGUGAUUUCAUCCGGUCGUACCUGGAGCGAUUCCCGGACGCCCGGGCCGGUGCAUUUGAGCUCCCUUCCACUGCGGAGAUUCUGCAACAAAAGUUCCCUCCAGAGGACCCGCUGACAAGCCGGCUUGUCUCAGUGACCGGGGGCGACUUCUUCAAGGAUGAGAUUCCAAAAUCCUCUGUCUACCUCCUUCGUUGGAUCCUGCACAACUGGGGCGACGAAGACUGCGUCAAGCUUCUUCGCCGUAUUCGCGAUACCAUCACUCUAGUUCCUGGAGUCAGCCGGGUGCUCAUCGUGGAGUCUGUUCUUUUUGAUGGUCGUCUCGGUCGUGGGGCUCGAUACGCCGAUAUUCGCAUGCUUGCACGGUGCAGAAACAAGGAGCGCACGCUGGACGAAUACCGAACACUGGCCGAGGAGGCUGGAUGGCGGGUGGACCGGGUCGUUUCUCCCCGAGGAUGUCUCACACAGAUUCUUGAUUUGCGCCCGAUAGGUGUAAACUUAGUGUCACCGAAGCUGGGCAGCAACGGGGAUGGAGGACUUGAAUGGGAGUCUGAGUUGAGAUAAGAAGUUACAGACUGCAUUUGUGCCUGAUGGUAUACUUAGCUUUAUGAUCAGUCGCGAGAGAUGAGACCAGAAAUUGUGUAUGCCCUAAAAUGAA